CGUUUUUAAAACCCACAGUUAAAACGUACACCACUACACUGGGCUGCAGAGCAAGGUGCCACACAGUGUGUCCAGCUUCUCCUCCAGCACGGGGCGGAUCCUAAUAUACAGAGUGAAUGGAUAGGAUGGAAUAUUUUGAAAGUGGGGUGUACACUGUUUAAUAUUAAUAUGAAUACAUUGUAUGUAACUUUAAAUCACAUUUACUGACACAUUUUAAUUUUGUUUUUGCUGCCAAAUCUUACAAUUUCACAUCGCAAAAUAUUCUGGAAUAAAAUCAAUAAGUAAGGUCUAAUGAUCAUACAUAAACCCUGUAUUGACAUACAGUAAAUUGUUUAAUUAUAUGAGAAUAUAGACGAAUUAUCAUAAAAUAAAGACAGAUUUUGCAUUAAAAUUAUCAUAAUUUUAGAAUCCACAGGAUGUAUCUGGACGUACUCCACUACACUUGGUUGCACAGCGAGGUGCCACACAAUGUGUCCAGCUUCUCCUCCAACAUGGGGCGAAUCCCAAUAUACAGGAUAUGUUAAGACGUACACCACUACACUUGGCUGCAAAGCGAGGUGCCACACAGUGUAUCCAGCUUCUCCUCCAGCACGGGGCGGAUCCUAAUAUACAGGAUAGGCAGGAAGAAACCCCGUGCACGCUUGCACAAGAGAAGGGCCUAACAGUGAUUGCAGAAUACCUGUGUCGAUUUAACAACCCAGGUGUUCAGGAGCAUUUCCUCAAAGUAGCCUUCCUCAGGUUAUGUGAUCACAUCAAAUUGGACGAUUGCCGCAUGUUGGCAAGAGAUCACCUUGGUAUAGGAGACGUAGAAAUAGACGACAUUGAUAUGAACCACCAAAGAAACGCUUGGGAGCAACGCUUCCAGAUGCUUUCCUUGUGGAGAAGUAAGACAUCAGAAGCGUCAGUGAAAGUAUUGAUUGGCUUCUUGAGAGCUGCAGAGCUGGUUAAGACGGCGGAAGUCAUUGAGCAGUACUAUGUAGAGGAGCUGCGCAAAGUGUGUGAAAUGUCUGCGGAAGAAUACCAGCGUCUUACUGCCGUAGAUCUGCCAGUCAUCUGCCCAUCUGCCUUGGGUGAUAUGCGUCCGGUGAAGUUGGAGGGCUACGUCUCUGAAAACCUGAAGAUCUUGUACGUUAAAGCUGGUGGAUUACGGAUCCAAAAUGGAAAAGAAGACGGAAACAACAAGAAGCUUGAGGCGGUGAUGAAAUACCGUCACUUUGGAGACGCCACUUACGAAUUCCUUUAGUGCACAAUCAUGACAUUGGGGUUUAAAAAAUAUAAAUUUAGGACCUAAGUUGCAGUGGCGGAUUUAGGGGGAUGUCAGGGGGUC
Lingula anatina is the source of this 1327-nucleotide messenger RNA. RefSeq lists its product as uncharacterized. The record is from RefSeq and is a predicted model, not a curated record. Gene Ontology annotation, molecular function: protein binding; transcription cis-regulatory region binding. Gene Ontology annotation, biological process: signal transduction; positive regulation of transcription by RNA polymerase II. Gene Ontology annotation, cellular component: nucleus. Lineage: Eukaryota; Metazoa; Brachiopoda; Lingulata; Lingulida; Lingulidae.